AUGUCAUCUCCUACACCGGUACACUCCCCCACCCCAACUCGCCGUCAUCGUCCCCUACUCACUGUCAUCAUCCCUCCGUCCACCAUGCUCGAGAGAGUCCUCUCUCUUCGACGCAACACUCCUCACUCGGACGACUCCGGCACCUCCGCCCCCGCCCCCGCCGAUGACGACGACGAAUCCAAGAUCAGGAAGCACCAGCAUUUUUUCCUGCACGCCGCGACCAGGGCCUCCAAUUACCUCUCCCGAAUGAGUUGUUCCGGCCCCUAUUGGGCUUUCGCCAUCUCCUUGCUUCUCCUUCUCUUGUCGGUCUCAUCCUUGCUCUUUAGUCCUCGCGGCUUCGUGUGCGUGUCCUCCUCUUCCCCAUUUUCUCGGGUCGGCCUCCUCGGUUCGGACGUCCUUGAAUCCGAUUUCGGAGCUCUCGGCGUGCCCUGGUGCAGAUCGAAACAUGGUAAAACAGUUGAAUGGACGUCAAAAGAUCUACUCAAGGGGUUGGAAGAAUUUGUUCCUAUAUAUGAAACUCGGCCAAUAAAAAAUAACUUGCAUGGGAUGGGUUUUGACCACAGCUUUGGGCUUUGGUUCAUUGCCAGAUGGCUGAAGCCAGAUCUGAUGAUUGAGAGUGGUGCUUUCAAAGGACAUUCAACUUGGGUUUUGCGGCAGGCUAUGCCAGACACACCAAUUAUUUCACUUUCGCCCAGGCAUCCAGAGAAGUAUCUGAAAAAGGGACCUGCCUAUGUUGAUGGAAAUUGCACAUAUUUUGCUGGAAAGGACUUUGUGGAUUUUGGAAGUGUUAACUGGCCAAAAGAGCUGAGUAAACGUGGGAUUACUGACCUGAGUCGGGUUCUUGUAUUUUUUGAUGACCAUCAAAAUGAAUUGAAAAGAGUUAAACAAUCUCUGAAAGCUGGGUUUCAGCAUCUUGUCUUUGAGGAUAACUAUGACACUGGAACUGGAGACCAUUAUUCAUUGAGGCAGAUAUGUGAUCAAUUCUAUAUCAGAGGAGGGGGACACAGCUGCUUUAGGGACAGCGACGAAGCUAGGAUGAGAUCGAGGAAUAAGAAGUUCUGGGAAAAAGCAGUUGAUAUUGAAGAACUUUGUGGGCCAGGCGAAACAUGGUGGGGAGUUAGAGGGUACAUGCGUGAUAACUUCAAUCAUAGCAAUAGGCGAAUCUCAUAUGCAGAACAUUUUCAGAAUAGCCGGUUUGUGGAAUCAGUUCUUGAUGUGUAUUGGGAACUUCCUCCAGUUGCUGGUCCCUCCCUCACCCACCAAAGCAGAUAUGAUCCUGCGCGCACAUCCACUCCUAUUGUGGAAGAUGGGCGGUUUGGUUUGUUCCAAAGGCUUGGCCUAGCUAGACUUGACAAUUCUGUAUUUAAUGGAUACACUCAAAUGGUUUAUAUACAAAUAUCUGAACGAUAAUUUAGGCUUUCCUACACCAGAAUACCAGGAUUUUUGUACCUGUAUUUUUGUAUGAAUCGUCGUUUCAGCCGCUUUUGGCUUGAAAUAUGGCUUCUUCUUCUUU
Neltuma alba is the source of this 1513-nucleotide messenger RNA. RefSeq lists its product as uncharacterized. The transcript is spliced from 4 exons. The record is from RefSeq and is a predicted model, not a curated record. The coding region runs from base 1 to 1410 and encodes 469 amino acids. Gene Ontology annotation, cellular component: endomembrane system. Lineage: Eukaryota; Viridiplantae; Streptophyta; Magnoliopsida; Fabales; Fabaceae.